Octopus sinensis (East Asian common octopus) is the source of this 795-nucleotide messenger RNA. RefSeq lists its product as uncharacterized. NCBI's taxonomy places the organism in Eukaryota, Metazoa, Mollusca, Cephalopoda, Octopoda, Octopodidae. The coding region runs from base 1 to 795 and encodes 264 amino acids. The record is from RefSeq and is a predicted model, not a curated record. The transcript has a single exon.
AUGCCACCGAAAAAGAGAAGUCACAUCGGCCGCCAUACUGCAGCAGCAGCUGCGAAAAAGGCGAAGCGCAGCGCCAUAAACGCUUCUGCUGUUGCUGCACAAAGGGCUUCAGAGGACCCACAACAAAGGGCCACUCGACUGGCUACAAACGCUGCGGUUGCUUCAUACGAUGCUGCUUCCACGGCUUCAGACGGUCCGGAAACAAGGUCGAAGCGCAGCGCCAUAAAGGCUUCUGCUGUUGCUGCACAAAGGGCUUCAGAGGACCCACAACAAAGGGCCACUCGACUGGCUACAAACGCUGCGGUUGCUUCAUACGAUGCUGCUUCCACGGCUUCAGACGGUCCGGAAACAAGGUCGAAGCGCAACGCCAUAAACGCUUCUGCUGUUGCUGCACAAAGGGCUUCAGGGGACCCACAACAAAGGGCCACUCGACUGGCUACAAACGCUGCGGUUGCUUCAUACGAUGCUGCUUCCACGGCUUCAGACGGUCCGGAAACAAGGUCGAAGCGCAGCGCCAUAAAGGCUUCUGCUGUUGCUGCACAAAGGGCUUCAGAGGACCCACAACAAAGGGCCACUCGACUGGCUACAAACGCUGCGGCUACUGCUGCUUCAACAUUUUCGACACAUUCCCACGACUCAGACCAGCAACGUUCUACAUUCCAGCGGAACAGUCGACGCCGCGGUCUGACGAGUCCAAACAGACCUUACUGGCAUCUACGUGCUUUCAAGUAUGAGCCCAACUUCAAUUACUCGAUGCACGCUGACAUAAAUAUUGGGGAAAUGUUCUUCAAUUGA